GUUGUCGUCGCCAAGCGUGUCCCACAAAGACAGUCACAAAAAGAGUCCGCGCGCGUCCACUGCGCCCCACUGUUCUGUUGUGUCUCUUUAAGUGCACCAGGCAGUGCUGUCGGUCCGCGGUUGGAGCGCUCUGUGCGGCGCUGCCUCUCCGCAGCGUUCGAGCGCCGUCCUUCAGCUCCGGCGGCUAGAAAGCUCAUCACCGCGACCCGAUUCCACGCCGCGGCCGGAGCAGAUGCCAGGGGUCGGGCAAGCGGAGGGUGGGCGGGCUGCUUGGAGCCUGCGGGGUCCACAUUAGUUAUUGUCGCCCUCUCGGGUUGCUGGAAGCAGCGUGUCGCGGCACAUCUGCGGCGUUGUAGAUUAUUAAAGAGCACUCACACGGACUGAACUGAGAAACAUUGCGGGCGUCCUGCUUCUCGGAGAACAUGUUGAGUUCCCCCAGUUGGCUCGGAGAUAAAACAUUUUGUCACAACAAACCAGCCCUUUCCCGACUGAGAUCACAAAGUGCUUUAUCUGAAUGCGAGCGCGGUGAAGAUUUAUAAUGCUCGGCUGUGACAGCAGAUGGUUAGUCACGGCGUGACUCCCUCGGAUCCCCGUGAAGAACUGUCCACUCAAAGGUGAAAGGAUUUCAACUCGACCACUAAAUAAAACCUUCUUCCUGUCGCACAGCGGUGCUGGUAUGGAAUUUCUGUAGGCUGAUGAAUGCCGUGAAAGCAGCAGUGAGUGAUCGGCUUUGCCUUUUUCAUUCUGGAUGGAUGAAGUACGCACUCAGUUGACAACAGGAAUCAAGAGACACUCUCACCUAGAUGAACUCAAGAAUCUGGCAGGUGUAAGGUGUCCUCCUCUUGAGGCAAAAAGAGGCGGAGUCACCUAUUAACGUUCUUGCUCAUUAAAUCAAACCAGUUUCAAUUUUUUAUUAAUACUUUUUGUCAAGGUGAACACUUGAGCUUUCCUCACUGGGCAGUUGUGCUCCAGUGGCACUGUGAGCGAGCAUGGCCAAACCUCUGCUGAAGAUACAGCGUUAUUUCCGCAGGAAACCUGUCCGUUUCUUCACCCUCGGCCUGCUCUACCUGACCGCCGGAAGCCUCGUCUUCCUACAUACUGGCAUUGUUGGUGACAGCUGUCCCGGAAGGCGAGGGAUGCGCGUGUACACCGUGGUGGCCUCGGAGACGGGCGGCCAGAUCACAUCAUCAGAUAGCGGGGGGCUGGGAAUCACACGGGUACUUAGGGAGGCUCACAGGCCUGGGCGAGGUUACGCCCCCAUGUGGAAGAAAAAAGGAAGGAAGAUAAGAGAGGGCAGAGCUGGAGACCACAACAUGAAUUCUGCUGGGAACUCUGCACGCAAUAUGAAAGAGACGGACGACGGAAGAGCAAAGUACAUUGGAUGCUAUGUUGAUUCAACAGAAAAGCGGGCCCUAAAAGGAGUUUCAUUUUUUGAUUACAAAAAAAUGACUGUAUUCCGUUGCCAGGACAACUGUGCCGAAAGAGGGUACAUGUACGCGGGUUUGGAGUUUGGAGCCGAGUGCUUCUGCGGACACAAGAUUCAGACGGCCAACGCUUCGGAGAGCGAAUGCAACAUGCAGUGUAAAGGAGAAAAGAGCAGCGUGUGUGGAGGAGCCAACCGGCUAUCCAUCUACAGGCUGGAGCUGAGCCAGGAGUCGGCACGGCGCCACGGCAGUGCCAUUUUCAAGGGUUGCUUCCACAGUCCAGACAAUGUCACGUUGGCCCUCCCUUUCAGCAUUUCCAUCCGAAACAUGUCCGUUGACAAAUGUGUCGACGCGUGCACGGAGAAGGAGCAAUCGCUGGCCGUCCUGGCCGGAGAUCGAUGCCACUGCGGCUUCCCGACCCCCCUCUUCUCCCUUCACGAGCCUGAGGAUGAGGGCAUGUGUCUCCAGCGCUGCCUCGGCGAGGAGUUUGAAAGCUGCGGGAAUGACGAGUACUUUGUGGUGUACCAGACGCAGGUUCAAGACAACCGUUGUAUGGACCGACACUUUCUCCCCUCUCGCAACAAUCAACUGGUUGCCCUGGCAAGUUUCCCCGGAUCGGGUAAUACCUGGGCACGUCACCUCAUAGAGCUGGCCACCGGCUUCUAUACCGGCAGCUAUUAUUUUGACGCCUCACUCUACAAUAAAGGAUUUAAAGGUGAGCGAGACCACUGGCGAAGCGGAAGAACCAUCUGCAUAAAGACGCACGAGAGUGGGAGAAAGGAGAUCGAAGCCUUUCACUCCACCAUCCUCAUGAUCCGAAACCCCUACAAAGCACUCAUGGCCGAAUUUAACCGGGAAUUUGGCGGGCACAUUGGAUUCGCCUCUCAGGCCAACUGGAAAGGGAAAGAAUGGCCCGAAUUUGUGAAGACCCACUCUCCAUGGUGGGCCUCUCAGAUCUUGGACUGGCUACAUUAUGGGAAGAACAUCUACGUGGUCCAUUACGAGGACUUGAAGAAAGACUUGCUCUCCCAUCUCAAGGGAAUGGUUCAGUUUUUGGGCCUGGAAGUUUCCGAGGAGCGUCUGCUCUGCAUGGAAGGUCAGAAGGACGGUAACUUCAAGAGAUCGGAGCUCCGCAAACUCAAAUAUGAUCCCUACACUCCUGAAAUGAAGGCAAACAUCGAUGAACUGAUAAGAACAGUUGACGCAGCCUUAAAGAAAAUGAACAUGACUGGUGUUCCAGAUGAAUACAUGCCAAGAUAAUACACGUGGUACGCUCUUUUAAUUUUUUUUUUCUUCAUUUAAAUGGAAUGUCUUUGUCAAAAAGACAAAUUAAUUAAUUCCGAAUUGUUAUUUCCUCAACUCAUCCCGUGUGUAUCCUAACCAGAUAAUUAUAGGAGAAUAAAAGGAGAAGGCGGCACCUAUUGUAAAUGACCUUCACGUGAAAGAUGAUUGCUCAAAGUAUUUAACCUGCAGAACAUGAAUUUCUUCGAUAAUUUAGAAAACAAUAUCAACAAGGGAUCACAUACCUCAGCCUCCACCGGUAAAGUCUAUUUGAGGUGCUGGAGAGAAGGUCGGGAAGUCGAAUCUGAGAUUCAGGAGGAGCAGUGUGGUUUUCGUCCCGGCUGUGGAACAGUGGACCAGCUCUAUACCAUCGGUAGGGUCCUCGAGGGUGCAUGGGAGUUUGCCCAACGAGUCAACAGUCCCUGACAAAAGUCUUGUCGCUUAUCCAUUUUGUAGAAACAAUUGCUAAUAACAAGGGCGUUCAAACGAUUAAAACUUUUUAAUCGAGUUAAUCACAGCUUAAAAAUUAAUUAAUCGCAAUUCAAACCAUCUAUAAAAUAUGCCAUAUUUUUCUGUAAAUUGUUGUUGGAAUGGAAAGAUAAGACACAAGACGGAUAUAUACAUUCAACAUACUGUACAUAAGUACUGUAUUUGUUUAUUAUAGCAAUAAAUCAACAAGAUGGCAUUAAAAUUAUUAACAUUCUGUUAAUGCGAUCCAUGGAUAGAAAGACUUGUCGUUCUUAAAAGAUAAAUCUUAGUACAAGUUAUAGAAAUGUUAAAUUACUAGGGCUGCAGCUAUCGAAUAUUUUAGUAAUCGAGUAAUCGACAUAAAAUUCUAUCGAUUAAUCGAGUAAUCGGAUAAAACAAAUAUAUUUUUAGAAGAAGAGCAAUUAUAAAUAUACAUGAGAAAACAAGACAUUUCAUCUAAUCUUGAACCAUUUUCAGUCAAUCAAUGUCUUUAUUUUCGAUGUAUAUUGUUGAAAACAGCCAACAAUUGCAUCUCAGAUGUAACUAGAAUAAAUAAAAAAAAGACUAUUUCACUGCUUUCACUCAAAAAACCUUUAGAUCUUAUUAAAAAAAAAAAAAAAAUUAAAAUAUAUAUAUAUAUUUAUAUAUAUGCCGUUACGCUUGAUAACACACAUCACUUAAAAGUUAGGAUUUUCAAUUGAAUUGUUUGUGUCAAGCCAUUUUUAAGUUCUAGUUAAGUUUUAAGUUAGUCUAAACUGUAAGUCCUGAUAGGAUUUUGAGUUUUUGCAGUGUUCAAAAUAAAUGUAUGAUACAGGCUGUAUUGGAGCACAUUAGGGACCAGUGCUACUUGGUGUUUUAUCCAGCAAUGACUACUGAGCUAAAAUUGAUAGUUAGCAUUAUUGAGUUUUUAUUUUACACCCUCAUCACUCACAACGCUAUGUUAUGUUAAAGCCUGUAUGUAAGACACGUUAGCCACACAUCGACAGUGGUCAUAAUUAAUAGAAACCUCGCCCUCCGCAGGGCUAACGUUACGUCAGCUAGUGAAUAACGUUAAUCUUAGUUAUUAGCGCUUAGCGCUCUUUAUUAGCGCUUAGCGCUCUACUGCUUUAAGAUGGCGGCUGUUUACUAACGCUGCCCAGACACGGCCGAGUCUGUCAUUUCGCAUAUAGUUCAACAUACAUGUGAUCUCAAUGAGACGCAUCAGACGCUACCUGCUACCAACGUAGCAUCGUGCGGGCUAGUAUUUAGCAACGUUGGCGUCGUUUGUAACGGCUGUCGGCUGCAGUAAGGUUUUUUUUUUUUUGCUUCUUCCUCUACGCAUCAGCGCGUUGUCCCACAUUAAAAGUAGUCCGAGCAAAAUGUGAUGCUUAGAGCUGUCAAAAUAAACGAUUACUCGAAGUGAAUAAAAUUACUCGGAUCAGUUUUUAAACUCGAGUUACUUGAGUUGCUCGAGUAUUCAUUUCAGAUCUAAUUAAAACCCCUCUUAAUGUUUUCGUUUUAAUAAAACUUGUAAAAAUUUCAAACAAAAAAAUUAACUAGUAGCUCGCCAUUGUUGAUGUCAAUAAUUACACAAUGCUCAUGGAUGGUGCUGAAACCCAUAAAAUCAGCCGCACCCAAGCGCCAGCAGAGGGCGAAAAAACACCAAAAAACACAAGUAACAAAUAGACAUGACACUGUCAUUUUAAUCUGUUUGAGCGGUGCGUGUGCGUUAAUUGCGUCAAGUAUUUUAACGUGAUUAAUAUAAAAAAAAUAAUUACUGCCCGUUAACGCGAUCAUUUUGACAGCCCUACAAAUAACCUGACCUUUAAUUAUUCAAUUGGUUUAGGAAAUGGCUCAUAUGAAAGCUAAGACCCUCCCAACAGAUGGUGAAUGUACAAAAAUAUAUUUGUUUCACUGAAAAAAGAUUUAUCAUUUAAUGAACACAUAAGGGUCAGAUUUUGACAAGACAAAAGUUUUGUCGCCUAAAGAAAGUAGUGUAAAAAUUGAACAAAAAAUGUUCUUCAAAUACAUAAAUAUGUUACAUAAGCGAAUUAAGUAGUGAAGCUGUGAGAUCCAAAUUAAAUAUUUUGUAUGACUUCCAUGGGCUUCAGCAAGGACUCAUACAAUUUAUUGAUGAAGUCAUCAGGAACAUCAGAGAAAGUGGUCUUGCAUGCCUUCCAGAGCUCAUUCUUGGGUUUCGUCUUCCAUGCUUCCUCUUUCAUCCUACCUCAGACAUGCUCAAUGAUGUUCAUGUCUCGUGACUGGGCUAGCCAGUCCUGGAGGAUCUUGAUUGAAGUAUGUGAUGGAGCAACAUCCUGCUGCGGAAUUUGUCCCUUUUUGUGGUUAGGAAUGUAAGAGUUAGCUAAGUUUUGUUGAUAUUUCAGACCAUUUAUGUGGCCUUCCACCCUGCAGAUCUCUCAGACUGCAGACAAUUAAAAAACCGCGUGGCAUUUGCCAAGGCCCACAGCCUGUCAAAAGGACGGACGCUGGAAAAGUGGCAAAAGGUGGAUUUUUCAGAUGAAUCUUCCGUUGAAUUACACCACAGUCACCGCAAAUAUUGCAGGAGACCUACUGGAGCCCGCAUGGAUCCUGUUAGGGUGUGCGACGAGAGGGGAUCCAAAUGCAGACAAGCAGGGGUUGUGGUGAGAAAUAUUUGAUUGGCGAGCACAAACAAUAACGUGGCGGGCGUAGAUCGUUCUGCUCGGGGUAGCUGAGCCGACGUGGGGCAUAGAAGCUCGGCAGGAAGGCAGGCGUGGAAUCCGACAGGGGCGCGCAAAGUCAGGACCUGGGGCAUGAAGAUAAAAGUUGUGAGCCGGGGAUCAGAUAAAUAAUUAAGUACGUGAGAUGCAACUGACGUGGUAAACAGACUAGUUGAUCUGGCGACGAGGUGGUGGCGUCCACUGGCUUAUGAAGAUGGCUGAUUGUCAUUGCCAGCAGCUGUGGCCGCUCCACCCGUCUGGCGUCCAACCUGCAAUCAAUAAAAACACCCACACCUAGCCAAGGUGGGCCAGGGCUCAGGAGGGAGGGGCCGAGGCCCUAACAGGAUCCGAGAUUCGCUCAGAAAACAGUGAAGUUUGGUGGUGGCAAAAUCAUGGUCUGGGGUUACAUCCUGUAUGGGGGUGUGCGAGAGAUCUGCAGGGUGGAAGGCAACAUA
Corythoichthys intestinalis (scribbled pipefish) is the source of this 6306-nucleotide messenger RNA. It is a transcript of the gene wscd2, whose product is annotated as WSC domain containing 2. Bases 990 to 2684 code for a protein of 564 amino acids. The transcript has 10 exons. The record is from RefSeq and is a predicted model, not a curated record. Gene Ontology annotation, molecular function: sulfotransferase activity. Lineage: Eukaryota; Metazoa; Chordata; Actinopteri; Syngnathiformes; Syngnathidae.